Heteronotia binoei (common prickly gecko) is the source of this 2461-nucleotide messenger RNA. RefSeq names its product kelch-like protein 13. The transcript has 4 exons. The record is from RefSeq and is a predicted model, not a curated record. NCBI's taxonomy places the organism in Eukaryota, Metazoa, Chordata, Lepidosauria, Squamata, Gekkonidae. Bases 534 to 2393 code for a protein of 619 amino acids. Gene Ontology annotation, molecular function: protein binding.
GGGUGGAACUUUGGAUCUGAUCAGCAGGGUGACUUUAAAUGCAGCCUUUGAACAGAUACUGGAGAAACAACAGAAAAUAGUAUCUCCACUGCCUUCCCUGCUUCUUGCUUCCCAGUAUUACAACCCAAGUCACCUCCUUCACCUUGAAUGAGGUUUGGUAAUUUGAAAAGCAGCAGGCAAGCCUGGGCUUGCACCUGGCCACUUCAGGCAUGACUGCAGAAGAAAAAUAGACAGUGCGCCUUUUGUGCUCAUGAAAGGGCCCGAGUGGAGGGAAGGAGGAUAGCGCUCCCUGGAAAAUGACACAUCAGCUGACCUGCUCUCAUAGUAGCCCAGGAAGAAAACAUAGCAGGCAAAACACAAGCCCAGCCACAGCACAGCUAACCGGAGAGCUGGUCCCACCACCUGCAUUCAGAGAAGUUGUUGGUGUGAAUUCCCAAGUCUCAGAGAUGUACCUCUAGACUGUAGAGAGAGCUUCUGUGUAAGAGGAUGGUCCAAGGCCUUUGAGACAGAGACAGUACUGUUCCUUAUGCAUCAUGACUUCUGGAAUUACGUCCCACAGCGAUCAAGUCUGGGCUGAGGGCCAGUGUCUUUAUUCAGAGACCUACCUGGCCAAGCUACUAGAGGGGAUGGGGAACCUGCGCUCACAGAAUGCCCUGUGUGAUGUCACGCUGGAGGCGGAGGGAGCCUCCUUCCCUGCCCACAAAGUUAUCCUGGCUUCUGUCAGCAGCUAUUGCAAAAUGCACUUUCUCAGAGAUGCCACCAGCCAAGACGCCAACAUUCAACUGCCAUCAGUCACUGCACGGGGCCUCCAUAACAUUUUGGAUUUCAUUUACUCUAACAAGCUUGAGCUGACCCUCCAGAAUGUUGAGGAGACCUUCAAGGCUGCAGAGGCACUGCUGGUCCGGGAGGUGAUCCUGCUGUGUUUUCGGUUUUUGGAGGAAAGCUUGAAUCAACACACCUGCCUGGAGAUCCUCGACAUUGCAAAAAGGCUUGGCCCAGAAGGGCUGAAGAAGAAAGCCAGAAGCUGCGUGGGCCAGCACUGUCGUCAGAUCCUGACAGAUCUGCUGCAGCUGAAAAGGCUCGAUGGGGAUACUCUACGGGAGAUCUUGGAGGGAGCCAACACAGAGUCCCUCAGUGAACUGGAACUCUUCCAUGCAGCUGCAUGCUGGAUAAACCAUAACAGUACGCACCCGAGAGAUGCGGCUGACAUAAUGAGGCACAUACGGUUUCCCCUUAUCCCUCUACAAGAUCUGCAGAAAGUCAUCUGGGAAACGCCCAUCAUGAAGACUGAGCCGACAUGCCGCCGGUACCUUCAGGAGGCCCUGGUCUAUCACUCCCAGCCGUAUGCUCAGCCUGCCCUCCAGACUGAGCGCACAAAGGUCCGUGGAAGCACAGAUACGCUGCUGGUCCUUGGAGGCAGAACGGCAGACAAUGCAAUCUGUGGAGAAGUAUGGGCUGCCAGUCAGAGUUGCUGUUUGUGGGAAAAGAUAGGGGACCUCUGUAGUCCUGUCUACAACCACUGUGUUGCAGUGAUCCAAAACUUUGUCUUUGUGAUGGGGGGACAAGACAAGUUUGACCCUACAGGACAACAUCCAUCAAAUGAGGUGUUCAGGUUUGACCCCCGUCACAAUUCAUGGCUCCAAACAGCAAGCAUGUUGGAUCGACGGACUCGCUUCCACGCGGAUGUGCUGAAUGACCGUCUUGUGGCCGUUGGGGGAGGAGCACUGCUGGGGACACUCACCGACGCAGCAGAGGAGUAUUGGCCUGCUGAAAAUGAGUGGCGGCCGAUCACACCCUUCCCAGUGCCUGUGGCUGACCACGCAGGAGCAACCCACAAGGGGAUCCUUUACAUUUCAGGUGGCUUCUCCGCUGGCAAAACUUCCCGUGACACAUACAGCUACCUUUCUCGCCUGCGUCGUUGGAUUAGGAACCGGCCGAUGACGUUUGCUAGGUGCGACCAUGGAAUGGCAGCAGUUGAAAACAGAAUCUUUUGUUUUGGAGGAAGGACACUGAACAAUGAGGAGGACUGGAUUCCUAUCAAUGAGGCGGAGUCUUACUGCCCAGUCACUGACCAGUGGACCCUACUCAACCUGUCACCCUUUGACCGCUGCCAAUUUGGCCUUGCUGUGCACCAGUCUCAACUCUACAUCACAGGAGGUGGGUCCCUGCGGCAUAGGAAUAAAGAGGAUGGCAUCUUUGUCUGCAACCCUGGCAGAAAAGUGUGGGAGAAGGCUGGUUCCUUGCCCCAGGCACUAGUGGAUCAUGCCUGCUGCUUUGUUCAGUUGUCUCAUUGGCCUGAGGGCAAGCAGCAGCAGAAGGCAGCAGAGCCUGCAGCCACCAGCAAGAAGAAAUCCACCCUCAGCCUUUUCAUCGCCAACAAGAAUGUUGCUUAGGGAGGAAGACUUUUUUAAAAAAAAUCCAGCAGGAAGUUCUCCUGAAAUAAGCAGUAGCAGCAACCAAA